Messenger RNA from Aspergillus calidoustus, 1305 nucleotides. Lineage: Eukaryota; Fungi; Ascomycota; Eurotiomycetes; Eurotiales; Aspergillaceae. The record is from the annotation of a GenBank genome assembly.
AUGGAAGCUGCGGCCACCCUCCUCCUUCGCUCCGUCAUCCAAGACGAAGUCAAUGACGCCUCAAUAUCCUGCGAAACAGGAAACGACUUUAACGGCGCCCUCCCGCUGCGCAUCUCGUCGAUCUUCGUGAUUCUCCUCGGCUCGUUGGCGGGCAUCAUCUUCCCUCUACUUGCUCGUCCACCACCCACAUCCACCUCCUCUUUACCAACAUCUUCUCCUAAACGCCUCUUUUCCAAAACACGUUUCAAGAUCCACAUCCCACAGCCCCUCCUCUUCGCCUCCAAACACUUUAGCUCGGGAAUCCUCCUCGCAACAGCCUUCAUCCACCUCCUUGCCCCCGCAUCUGAAGCGCUACGGAAUCCGUGUCUGACGGGGGUGAUCACGGAGUAUCCGUGGGUUGAGGGGAUUGUGCUGGUGACUGUUGUCGGGACUUUCUUUGUGGAGAUUCUUGUGGAUGUUUUUGCGGGGCAUGGCAGUGGAUAUAGCCCUGUAGGAGGGAGUGAAGGCUGUGAAGAGGGUAAAGAUGAGUAUGGGGGUCUCCCUGGUAGUGGUGAGGCUGGGAGUCCGGAGGGGGAGUGGGACGGGUUGCUUCGAUCUGGCUCUGAUUAUUCCCUGUCGUUAUCAGAGACGGAAACGGUCGAAGAAGAUGAUUCGAACACAAACUUGAAUUCGGGUUUCCCAUCGACCUCGCAAACAAGCAUCUGCGCCACCAACAACGCCCCAUCCACACCCUCACACUCACACUCCCGGAUCCACUCUCAGAACAACUGGAAACCCCCCCUAACCCGCCUCCUAAUCCUCGAAAGCAGCAUCAUCCUGCACUCCCUGCUAAUCGGCCUCUCCCUCUCCGUCGCAGGCGCCGAGUUCCCCACGCUGUACGCCGUCCUCGUCUUCCACCAAACCUUCGAGGGACUCGGUCUCGGAACCCGACUCGCGGAAAUCCCCUGGCCAGCACAUAAAAAGUCAACACCAUACAUGCUAGGAGUCGCAUAUGCGCUCUCGACCCCGCUCGCUAUCGCGGUGGGGUUAUGUGUGCGCGGGAGCUAUAGUCCGGGGAGUCAGGGGGUUUUGAUUGUGAGCGGGGUGUUUGAUUCGGUGAGUGCUGGGGUGCUGAUUUAUUCGGGGCUUGUGGAGGUUCUGGCGCGGGAGUGUUUGGUCCAACCGGGUUUGCAUCAGCAUUCGCAGGGAGAGGGGCAGGGAGAGGGGGGAGAAGGAAGGAGGAAGGAUGUUAGGGGUGUGUUUGCGGCGUUUUUCUGGCUGUGUGUUGGGGCCGCUGCUAUGGCUGUGUUGGGGAAGUGGGCUUGA